This is a messenger RNA of Rhipicephalus microplus (southern cattle tick), 920 nucleotides long. RefSeq lists its product as uncharacterized. The record is from RefSeq and is a predicted model, not a curated record. NCBI's taxonomy places the organism in Eukaryota, Metazoa, Arthropoda, Arachnida, Ixodida, Ixodidae.
GCCAUAUAAAACGCACUGAAGAGCGGCUUCUCAUGGAGAGUUUCCAGCAAGUUCUCCUGCUUCACCGUAACGUUUUACGACGCACGAUAUGAUGAAGCCAUCUGGUGCCGUUUUUUGUGUGCUCCUUCUGUGCACCAUGAAUGCUUUUUGCCACAAGGUACCAGAGAAGUAUGAAACAUUGGACGUCAUCGUCGACAAAGAAGCACAGCGUGUAGGCCUUGAAGCUGUUCAAGUGGGCGAAGUUCUGCGCGCCAUUGCGUAUGGUCUUCGUACACGUUCGCAGCACCAGGAAGGAAAAGAGAACCAGAGUCAAGAGUACUUUCUUGACAAAAUCUUCAAAGCCGUUGGUGAACUUGUCAAGGGCGCCGGAAACGUCGUGCAGGGAGUCGCUCAAGGUGUUGGCGCAGCAGUCGGCGCAUUGACCUUCAGCCAUACCAACGGUGCCGUGACCACGAAAGCUGCUGACAUAGUUCGCGAAAUCAUUGUUAAAGAUCUCAGCAUGUAUGCAACUGAAGACGGCAAGGUACACGAGGACUUUCGCCAACAGAUUGCCAAAGAUUUGAGUCGUGUGGCCGAGUCACUAAUCAACAAAGGACAAGUGCUCUGCUCUGGCCGUGGACGCAGGCACCUGAAUGAGAACGAGGCGAAGUUUGUUCAGAUGGUUGUUGAAGCCUUCUGAAAGCAACUGUGCAACGUAUGCGAGUCGGUCAUAUUUUGCCGCUGCACUUUCACUUUAGAAAAUGUGGUAAUAACUGCCAAUUUUAUUGCAAAUACUUUUAUAUGAAGGCUGCCGAAAGGGUGUAUCGCGUUACGGAAGGGCGAAAAUAGAUACGUUCUGUCAUACUGUGAUUGUUACCAGUCUGCUACGCCUUACUUAAAAAAAUUUUUGGUGCGAAUAAAACUGAAUUGAUGUGUUGGAA